Molecule: messenger RNA, 267 nt
Organism: Symbiodinium necroappetens
Lineage: Eukaryota; Dinophyceae; Suessiales; Symbiodiniaceae
Source: the annotation of a GenBank genome assembly
GCGAGUAGGAGGAUCCUGGGCGACGUGUGCCUGAAGCAGCUGGACCAACUCACGGCACGCUCGGAGCAGGCCCCGAGCGCCGCUCAACUGCGGCAAGUUAGAGCGCUCGUGGAGGCACCGUGGCUGGAGCUUCCCAAGAAAGUGGCCGUGCCCCAACUGCCCGCACCGCGAAGGUGCAGGAGAACCUGCGAAAGACCUUGCAGGACACGGAGUCCCGUCUGCGGGACGGAGCUUCCUUGCAAACCUGCUGGUUCUGCCAGGUCCUAG